Oncorhynchus tshawytscha (Chinook salmon) is the source of this 1097-nucleotide messenger RNA. Its product is annotated as trypsin I-P1-like. The transcript is spliced from 6 exons. Gene Ontology annotation, biological process: proteolysis. NCBI's taxonomy places the organism in Eukaryota, Metazoa, Chordata, Actinopteri, Salmoniformes, Salmonidae. Gene Ontology annotation, molecular function: serine-type endopeptidase activity. The record is from RefSeq and is a predicted model, not a curated record. Bases 50 to 817 code for a protein of 255 amino acids.
GAUACCAGAAGGCUGUGCAGUGAAGGAUUGUGGCUGUUGUGAAGUAAACAUGGAACAGUUGACAUGGUCUGCAGUGCUGCUCCUACUGGCUCUCUCAGUCAGAGAGACAUUUACACAGAGAAUCAUCGGAGGACAAGAAGUCGAACGGUAUUCUAUCAAGUACCAGGCAUCUAUACAGUACAACAGGAACCACUACUGUGGAGCCACCCUCAUUCGGCCCCAGUGGGUGGUGUCUGCUGCCCACUGCUGGAGACCGGCCCAGCUGAUCCAGGUGGUUUUGAGUGAGCACAGUCUGGUCGAGGAAGAAGGCUUCGAGCAAGUGUUCAACAUCUCCAAGAUCUUGGUCCACUAUAGCUACAACUACAAGACUUUCAACAACGACAUCAUGCUCAUCAAGCUCAGUGAGCCAGCCAAGCUCAAUGCCUACGUUCAGCCUGCCCCACUGCCAGAAGACGACACCCCUGCUCUCCCAGGGUACACCACCUGUACGGUGAGCGGCUGGGGUGUCACGCGUAUCUACAGCUACUUCCUGUCCCCUGUGCUGCGUGCUGUGGAUGUGCAGACCAUUCCUUACUGCCACCAAUACUACUACUGGAGGAUCACAGACAACAUGAUGUGUGCUGGGUCUCGCUUUGGUGGCAAGGACUCCUGUCAGGGCGACUCGGGCGGACCCCUUAUCUGCAAUGGAAACUUGGAAGGCAUCGUCUCAUGGGGAAUCAGCUGUGCCAACCCUUACUUCCCAGGAGUCUACACUCAAGUCAGAAUGUAUGUCAGAUGGAUCGACUGGAUCAUCAACAGUGACAACCCCAACAACUGAAUCAAGACCAAUGUCCAGGAAGGGUAGCGCACCCAGGGAAGAGAACAGUUCCACAAUGAAUUGAAUAGAAGGAUAUAAAUCACCAUGAGGUCAAAUAAAAUACUACACUAUUCCACUCCUGCUUGUCACAGUUUUAAACCAUAUGAACAAGAGCAGUGGCUGAGGCAUCACAUUAGCUGUGAGUAGAGGGCCAACAUAGAGGAAAUAUUAGGGGAAGUAGCACAGAGAUCCUACAGUAUGUCAUUCUGUGUGGAAUAGCAAUAAACCACAAUUUUAAUUA